AUGAACCUGACCUGCCAACCUUCUAUAGAGAAGAGGCAAACCCAGUGGGAAAUUGACCCUAAUAUAGCCUCAGGGGCUGGCCAUGAAGUCUUAUUAUAUUCUCUUCAGGAAUAUAAUACAGACCUAGUAGGAAACCCCCUAUAUGCUAUGCCAUAUAACCUAGAGAAAGCUGAUUGGUCCAAAUUCAGCAAAAAGCUCUUAGAGCUUGACCAAUCACCUGACUAUAAGUGGGGACUCUAUACCCAAAAUGGUCUAGGCCAGCAGACUAGCCAAGACCUAGAAAUAGGGCUAGAGAAUGAAGCUUAUAAGCUGCAAAAAAUAAUCCAAAUAGCAGCUGAUUAUAGCAUCCCUAGGAAGAAGGCUUCUCAUUGGUCAAAGGCAUGGUGGUCAGAAAAGCUACUAAAGCUUAGGAAGAUACUAGGCCAAGCUAGAAAACUCUGGAAAAGGUCUCCUACCCCAGAAAAUCAUAAAGCCUAUAAUAGAGGCUAG
Rasamsonia emersonii CBS 393.64 is the source of this 489-nucleotide messenger RNA. RefSeq lists its product as uncharacterized. The transcript is spliced from 2 exons. Bases 1 to 489 code for a protein of 162 amino acids. NCBI's taxonomy places the organism in Eukaryota, Fungi, Ascomycota, Eurotiomycetes, Eurotiales, Trichocomaceae. The record is from RefSeq and is a predicted model, not a curated record.